Girardinichthys multiradiatus is the source of this 4132-nucleotide messenger RNA. RefSeq names its product ankyrin repeat domain 24 (gene ankrd24). The transcript has 23 exons. Gene Ontology annotation, molecular function: actin binding. Bases 364 to 3774 code for a protein of 1136 amino acids. The record is from RefSeq and is a predicted model, not a curated record. NCBI's taxonomy places the organism in Eukaryota, Metazoa, Chordata, Actinopteri, Cyprinodontiformes, Goodeidae.
ACUAAUGAGAGAGAAGAAGAGAAAUGCUACAGAGAAUAAGGCAGCAGGGAAAAUUAUCAGGUUAGGUAAAAGAGGACAGGAGGAAAGGGACCUGCUGUGGACAGACCAGCUGUGUCAAUGCAUUGAGAUGAAGCAAGACGAAAGGAGACUGUUUCUGAAUGCGGACAGAGGAUGCUGCUUUGAGAUCAGUUUUCAAGAAAGAGAGGGAAUGUGUUGACGUGUGUAUGUGAAGGUUUAUAGAUCACCAGAGAAACUCAUUGAUUUUCCUGAGAGACUGUCCUGAAAUGUGACGUAGGCAUGUAGCACAGUGGGGAAAUUGUGCUCCAAAAGUAUUUAGUUGUGUUUGACUCCCUGCUAGCAAAUAUGGAUCCACAGCAGCCUGCUUUUAGCCUAAUGAAGCGGUUCUGUCCUUGUCUCAGCCUGCUGCCGCUGCCAAGUCAAGACUGGAGCAAAAGUGAUGAACGGCUGCUGCAGGCUGUGGAGCAGAAUGAGCCUGACAAAGUUUCUGCCCUCAUUGUCAAAAAAGGUCUCUGUCCAACCAAACUGGAUGCUGAGGGCAAGUCAGCAUUCCACCUCUGUGCAACCAGAGGCCGACUAGAUUGCCUGGAGGUAAUCAUAUCUCAUGGAGCAGACGUCAAUGUCACUGACGGGGCUGGUUUCAGCGCACUUCACCUUGCAGCCAAAAGCAGCCAGCCUGAGUGUUUAAAAAGAUUGUUGCAGGAGAGACUGGCAGUAGAUUGCACCGACAGUAUUGGCAGGACACCACUGCAUCAUGCAGCGAUCAGUGGAUGUUUGUCCUGCACUGAGACACUUUGGGAUUUUAAAGCCAAUCUGGAUGCCCAGGACAGUGACAGGGCCACGCCGCUGAUCCUAGCGGCCCAGAUGAGCAGAGUGGAGCAGUGCGUCUUUCUGUUGGGUCGAGGUGCCAAUGCAAACAUACAAGACAACCAAGGGAGGUCGGCAUUGAUGCUGGCCUGUGAGAGUGACAGCGUCGAGACUGUAGAGGCUCUGCUGAGGGGUGGUGCAAACACAAAACUGGUUGACCAACUUGGGCACAAAGCAGCUGACUAUGCCAUAACUACAGGCAAUCAAUGCAUUGUUCACAUGUUGCAGGAUGGAGUACCCCCAGCUUCUGGGGGCACAGCCGAGGAGCCCAUUCAAAUCCCCUCAAGCGCUUCAUCAGUGCAAGGGGGGACCACCCCCCGCAAACGGAAAGCUCCUCCACCGCCUCGCUCUCCUCUCCAGAUCCAGGACCUCUCAGCAGGAUCUGCCAAGCCUCCAGGUCCAACUCCCCCUGCCAAGUCCCCUGAGCCCCAGAAGUCCCAAUCUCCAUCUCCCCUGCCCCCUGAAACUCAGCAAUCACCUCAGGCAGAAGAUGAGGAGAUAUUUGAGGAGAUCCGACGGCUGCGUCUUGAAAGAGGCCGUCUGCUUCAGAAGAUUAAAACCUUGGAGCAACAGCAGCAGAGCGCCUUAUCUGCUUUGGAGGAGCUGUCCCAACUAAAGCAACAUCUGAAGGUGGCAGAAGCUGAGAGGGACAAGCUGCUGGAGGACCUGAAGGGGGCCCAUGGGAUUGGGACCAGUGACUCAGAAGAUAUGGAUGAAAUGCUGGAUUUCCCUGAGAAGCUGCUCUCAAAGCGCUCCAGAGCAUCCCCUGCCCAGGAUGAUGCCUCUUCACAAACGGACACAGACCCCACUGGCCCUUCUCCUGCUCCUGCAGACCCGGGAUCAGUUGCUGAGUUGCGGAAACAAAUUGAGGAACUAAUUUCACAGAACUCUGAACUUGUUCUUAAAGUGCAGAUGCUGGAGAUGUUUGAGAAGGAUGAUACGGACAUGCAGACCACCAGUCCAGAUUCAGUCCCCAUAACUCAGUACGAGACUUUAAGGAAGGAGUUUGAAGCCCUUCAGGAGCGCUUUUCUGAAGCCCAGGCUUCAAUGGAAGCCUGCAGCAUUUCUGAUGAGCAAAGCAAAGACGGCUCCCAGAAUGGAGGAGAAGAUCCAGAAAGCACAGAAUCUCUAAAAGAAAAUCUGCGCGUGUUAAAGGAGCGGCUGGCCUCCUCCCAGUCUGAGCUGGAGGAGCUUAAAGAGCAGAUGCGUCUUGGGGUGCUUUCUGUGGAGUGGGCUGAAGGAACUAUUAGUGCAGCAGCUGCUGGGGCUACAGAGGAAUGUGCAGGCCAGGAGGAGCAGCAGCUGAGAGCCAGGGUGACGGAGUUGGAGGAGAAGCUUGCGGAGAGGCAGGGUGAGGCUGAGGGUCAGAUCAGUCGGGACAAUGACACAAUCAAACAGCUGACAGAGAAAGUGAAGGAACUCCAGGCUGCUCUGACCCAGAAAGAGUCUGUACUAACCGAAGAAGUAGAAAAUAAAAGAGGAGAGGCAGAGACAGAGACAGUAAAGUCCCUUUGUGAAAAAAUUGCUGAACUGGAGGCAGCCCUGGCAGAGAGCAGGACAUCAGGGAAAGAGGAAGCAGAAGCAAGAGAUGGGGAUCGGGUCCGACGUCUUCAGGAGCAUUUGGCUGAACUGGAGGGAGAUCUGAGGAAAUGCGUCCCCCGCUCAGAGCUGGAGGAGGUGCAGGUGACCCUUGGACUCCAGUGUGAGCAGCUUGCCAGGGAGAGGGCAGAAGUGGCCCGGCGGCUCAAUGAUGCCCUCCUUGAGCUGGAGAGGCUCAGACCUCCUCAACGUGGAGAUGAUGAAGAGGAGGAAGAGGAGGAGCAUUCAGAGAGCUCAGAACCCUCUGUCAUGUCAGAUCGAUCCAGGCUCACUUUGUCAGCAGUGAGGGAGGAACUGGAGGUGGCGAGGCAGGAAGCAGCCCAGGCUCUGGAUUGUCUCUGUGCUGAGCGGGAGGGCCGGGCACAGGAUGCCCUGCAGCUGAAAGAUGCUGUGCCACUUUCAAAACAUAAAGAGGCGCUGUCUGCAGUGUCAGAGCAGCUUGCUCAAACUCUGCAGGAGCUCCAAGAGGAGAAAACACUGCGAGCUCAUGCUGAGGAGCAGGCAGCUAAGCUACAGGCAGAACUGCAGGCCAAACAGGACGCCAUUCCCAAAGAGGAGCAUGAGAAGGUCAAGGAAGAGCUCCAGCGCACCCUGCAGGUCAGUGAAAGCAGUGCAGCAGCAGCACAGGAGGCUCUCUGUGAGAAGGAGACAGAACUCAGAGAGCUGAAGUCCCAGAAGGCUGCAGAACAGGGUCUGAUUUCCAAGGAGGACCACGAGGCCCUGCGACUCUCCCUGCAGGCAGAUAUCAACGCCAUCACAGCACGGUUCAACGACCUCACCAGGAAACAUGAGAAGACGUGCACGGAGGUGUUCCAGGUGCAAAGAGAGGCGCUAUUUCACAAGAGUGAGAGGCAGGCGGCAGAAUCCCAGCUAGUUUCAGUGCAGAAGCAGCUCUCUGAGCUACAAUCCCAGUCCAGUCAUAUCCAGGAGCUCCACAAAGACAUCCAAGAGUCCCAGGGUCUUGUCAAAGAGAAGGAUCGUAAGAUAACAGAGCUUUCCAAGGAAGUUUUCCGGCUCAAAGAGGCUUUGGGAGCUCUCUCACCUCCUCUUGGAAUCCCAUCUUCCUCAUCAUCUUCUUCCACGCAGCAUGGAAAUCCAGGACAGCAGGUGGCACUACAGAACAGGAUUGGCAUACUCACCCACCAGCUGCAGGAUUGGGAGAGAAAGCACAAACAGGUGGUGACAGUGUACCGUUCCCAUUUACUAGCAGCUGUACAGCAGGGUCGGAUGGAUGAAGAGGUGCAACGCCUGCUGCUUCAGAUCCUGCAGAUGUCACAGCCGGGACACUGAAGUCUCUGCAUGUCCCUGCAACUGGCACCACAUAUCCACAGCUCCAUCACUUUAAUCUAUAGGACCAAGAUAACAGAAACCUCAAUUAGAAAGCCAAACACAGUGAAUCUGUGAUCACACAUCUGCAUAUGUAUAUUAUAAAACUUAAACAACAGUUUAAUCCUUGCAUGAUAAGCAAAUGUCAAGGAAUUUGGAUAUAGAGUGCCUUUGUGUUUUUUAUCUGUAAGGGGUUGAUGAUAGAAGAAAUGUAGAUACAGAGUGGGUAUUUUGAUGAUGAUUGUGUAAGACUAUUAAGUCUAAUAGUGUAAGUCUAUUGAUUUUACACAACAUUGUUAUAAUAAAGAGGAAAACAAUUGGU